Messenger RNA from Knipowitschia caucasica, 1734 nucleotides. The record is from the annotation of a GenBank genome assembly. NCBI's taxonomy places the organism in Eukaryota, Metazoa, Chordata, Actinopteri, Gobiiformes, Gobiidae.
AUGGAAGCUGCAAAACUUCUUUGCCAGCGAUUGAGCACACUGCGACAGGAGGCCACCUUCGUCGAUCUUGUGGGCAAGACGAAGCAAUAUGAAGACCGCUACAAUCUACAGUGGCCACCACAGCAAGCGCGCACCAGCAAGACCCCAGUGCGUUUUCGCCAUACAACGGAGAAGGAGGAUAAAGAGUUGGGAGAUAAAGAGGAUGAUGUGGUUCUGAAGUUUGAGGACAGUCGAGUUCGAGCCCGAAACGUUCUGUACGACACUCUGCCGGUGCUGGUCCACGGCAACGGACCCACCAAGCUGCAGAUGAACUACCUCGGGAACUACAUCCCCAACUCCUGGACCUUUGAGACCGGCUGCACGGUCUGUGACCAGGACCUGCUGCCACUGGCCUCUCUCCAGGAGCCUCCCAUGGUCUUCAUCGCGGUCUUCAUCCCUCAGCCCACUCCGUUUGUGAGCGUGUUCUUUGAGCGUCUGCUGAAGCUGCGUUAUCCCAAAGAGAGACUCCGCCUUUACAUCUACAACAAGGAGUCACACCAUGAGCGUGACGUCAGCUCCUUCCUGAAGAACCAUGGUCACCUGUACCAUGGUGUGCAGACCGUGGGACCAGACCCAGACCUGGACCUCGCUACAGCCAGAGACCAGGCCAUUUACGUGUGCCGGAAGGACGUCUCCUGUGAUUACUUCUUCAACCUGGACGUGGAGGUGGUGCUGAAGAACGAGGACACUCUGAAGAUCCUCCUGGAGCUGAACCUGCCCCUGGUGGCCCCCAUGAUCACCAGAGCCGGUCGUCUGUGGAGUAACUUCUGGGGAGCUCUGAGUGUUGAUGGUUUCUACGCUCGCUCUGAGGACUAUGUGGACGUGGUGCAGGGACGCCGCCAAGGCCUGUGGAACGUCCCGUAUGUGUCUAGUGUGUAUCUGCUGAAGGGCUCUCUACUGAGGAACCAGCUCCAGGACCUGUCCCUGUACCAGGAACCAGGGGUGGACCCUGACAUGGCCUUCUGUCAGACUCUACGCAAUCGGGAGAUCUUCAUGUUCGUCACAAACCUGCAGACGUUCGGGAGGAUCCUGUCCACAGAGAACUAUCGAACCGAACACCUGCACAACGACCUGUGGGAGAUCUUCCAUAACCCAGUGGACUGGGAAGAGCGCUACCUUCACCCGAACUACAGCCGCGUUCUGAAGGACCAGAUGGAGUCGCCCUGUCCGGACGUUUACUGGUUUCCUGUUCUCUCGGAUGUCGCCUGUGAUCACAUCGUGGAAGAAAUGGAGCAUCAUGGGAAAUGGUCUGGAGGCGGGAACCGGGACCAGAGGAUCCAGGGCGGGUAUGAGAACGUUCCUACCAUCGACAUCCACAUGAACCAGGUGAACUUCCAGCGUGAGUGGCAGCAGUUCCUGCUGGAGUACGUCGCCCCGGUAACGGAGAAGAUGUAUCCGGGAUACUACACCAGGGCUCAGUUUGACUUGGCCUUCGUGGUUCGGUACAAACCAGAUGAGCAGCCGUCUCUGCGGCCGCACCACGACGCAUCUACCUUCACCAUCAACCUGGCCCUGAACCAUGUGGGCAAAGACUUCCAGGGCGGGGGCUGCAGGUUCAUCAGAUAUGACUGUGCAGUGACGUCUCCUCGUAAAGGCUGGGCUCUGAUGCAUCCUGGACGCCUCACGCACUACCACGAAGGCCUGCCCACCACACACGGCGUCCGCUACAUCGCCGUCACCUUUGUGGACCCUUAG